AUGCGCCAUGGCAGUCAGGAUUCAGAUGACCAGACACGGCGUUUGUUUGAUCGCCGAUCCACGGUGGCUUACCCAGGUAUGGAGGGUAAGUACGUAGCUAAGGGCCAAUUCUCGGGCAAGUCGAUCGCCGUGCUGAGCAGCGGUGGAGAUGCUCAAGGGAUGAACUCAGCUAUUCGUGCUGUCGUAAGAAUGGGCCUUUACUGCGGCUGUCGCGUCUUCUUUGUCAAGGAGGGUUACCAAGGCCUUGUGGAUGGGGGCAAAAAUCUCAAAGAGGCCACAUGGGCUGAUGUCUCUGGCAUUAUGCAACUGGGAGGCACGGUGAUUGGUUCGGCCCGUUGUAAGGACUUUCGGGAGAGGGCAGGCCGUGAGAAGGCAGCGCUCAAUAUGGUAAAGCAUGGGAUUCACAACCUCGUUGUCAUCGGUGGAGAUGGUUCACUCACUGGAGCCAACGAAUUUCGUGUUGAAUGGGCCUCUCUUCUAGCCUCACUUUACGAGAAUGCCAAAAUCACCGAGGAGGAGAGGUCAAAUCAUGAACAUCUCAACAUAAUUGGCAUUGUGGGCAGUAUUGACAAUGACUUCUGCGGUACUGAUAUGACCAUUGGCGCGGAUUCAGCACUACACCGUGUAAUUGAGGCUGCAGAUGCCAUUGUAACUACAGCACAGUCUCACCAACGCUGCUUUAUUCUGGAAGUUAUGGGACGCAAUUGUGGCUAUCUUGCUCUCCUCUCAGCUCUUGCCUCUGAAGCUGAUUGGGUCUUCAUUCCUGAGGUGCCACCAGUGGACAAUUGGCCCGAAUUGCUCUGUUCGAAGGUUCGAAGGAAUCGCGAGCGAGGUCAACGCGUGAGCAUCAUCAUGGUGGCUGAAGGUGCUGUGGAUCGAGAGAAUAAACCAAUUACCUGUGAGAUGGUGAAGAAAUUGAUGGUGGACGAGUUGAACUUGGACACACGCAUCACCGUUCUGGGGCAUGUACAGCGUGGUGGUCGUCCCUCGGCCUUUGAUCGUGUCCUCGGUAUCCGCAUGGGUGCUGAGGCUGUGUUGGCUCUCAUGGAUGCGGACAAGAAUCCCGAGCUUCCUGCUUGUGUCAUCACUCUUGUAGGCAAUCAAGCUGUUCGUUUGCCACUGAUGCACUGCGUCGAGAAGACUCGAGGUGUGGCUGCUGCUAUCGCCAAACGCGACUUUGAACAGGCAGUGUUCCUCCGUGGACGGAGUUUUAUGACCAAUGUGGACACAUACAUUACUUUGUCCAAAAUCAACCCUCCAACUGUGGAAAAUAGGGCGAAAUUGCGUGUCGGUGUGGUGAAUGUGGGCGCCCCAGCAGGUGGAGUGAAUGCAGCAAUGCGUAGCUUUACGCGUAUUGCCAUCACUAGGGGCUAUCAUGUGGUGGGCAUCUUUGAGGGCUUCCAGGGCCUUGUCAAUGGUGAGGUGCGGGACAUCCACUGGGACGAUGUCAGAGGCUGGGUCUCCCAAGGUGGUUCCAACCUCGGCACUCGUCGGCCCACACCGAGGGAGGUUGGCUUGGAUGCAGUGGCGUCUCGAUUGGCUGAAUUUAGGAUCAGUGGCCUCUUGGUGAUUGGUGGAUUUGAGGCGUUCGAAUGCAUGGUUGACCUAGUGGAGGGUAGAAGUGAACACAAGGAGCUCUGCAUCCCCAUGAUCAUGAUUCCGGCUACAAUCAGCAACAAUGUGCCUGGCACUGACUUCUCUCUGGGUGCUGACACUGCUCUCAAUGAGAUCACCUUGGCAAUUGACAAGAUCAAACAAAGUGCUACAGGUACGAAACGUCGCGUCUUUGUGGUUGAGACGAUGGGCGGCUUCUGUGGUUAUCUGGCAACAAUGGGUGCUGUGGCAGGAGGUGCCGAUGCGGCGUACAUCCAUGAGGAGGCCUUUGGCAUCGAUGAUUUGCGUGAGGAUGUCACUCACCUGCGUGCCAAGAUGGCUUCCAAUGUGCAGCGUGGUCUGGUGCUGCGUGCUGAAUUGGCCAAUAAGAAUUACUCGACGGACUUCAUCCACAAACUCUACACGGAGGAAGGUCAGGGCAUCUUCGACUGCAGAAUGACGGUGUUGGGCCACAUUCAGCAGGGUGGUGAGCCUUCGCCUUUUGAUCGCAUUCUGGGAACCAAAUUGGGCGUUCUUGCUAUCGACUGGUUGGACAAUCAGAUGAGCACCUUCCUAACCGAAAAUGGCGUGGUGAGCACAAAUGGAGACGAGACGAGUGUGCUGCUGGGAUUAAUCAAGCGCUCCUAUGAGUACUCUCGAGUGGUUGAACUGAAACGUGUGACCGACUUUAAGCAUCGUGUACCCAGCGACAACUGGUGGCUCAAUCUGCGCCCUCUGAUGCGUAUUAUGGCGAAGCACGAAAGUCUCUACGAAUCGGAGAGCAUAAUGCUCGGGGCUGACCGCAUCUAA
Messenger RNA from Hydatigera taeniaeformis, 2403 nucleotides. NCBI's taxonomy places the organism in Eukaryota, Metazoa, Platyhelminthes, Cestoda, Cyclophyllidea, Taeniidae. The record is from the annotation of a GenBank genome assembly.